Molecule: messenger RNA, 719 nt
Organism: Sinocyclocheilus rhinocerous
Lineage: Eukaryota; Metazoa; Chordata; Actinopteri; Cypriniformes; Cyprinidae
Product: testis development-related protein-like
Exons: 5
Coding region: 60-692 (210 amino acids)
Biological process (GO): spermatogenesis
Source: RefSeq, a predicted model, not a curated record
UUAAAGGUCAUGCAUGGAGAGAGUUACCACCAAACAAGCGGCUGCGAACUACACUGAUUAUGGUCUCGCACUGCUACCUCAGCAGUGAAGAACGUCACCUGGAUGAGAGCGGAGCCCUAUCAUCAUUUAUCCAAAGAGACACUGUUAUCGGUUUCAAGGUCACUGAUGCUGCUGAAGAUAUCACGCCUAUCCAGUCUGAUGAAGGACCCAAUGCAAUGACACAGCUGGCCAAGAGAAUGCAGGGAGCCGGAGCUAAAGGUUGGAAAAGUGUAUUGUCUCUAUUCACCAAGGAUGACGAACACCAGCUUCUGGAGGCAGACAAUCAGCCGGCAGCAGAUCAUCCACUGGCAGUGAAGCCAGAAGAGCCUCCUCGACCCAACAAGUGCAGCACUGGAUUCUGGGAUAACUUUGCGACUAAGUGGCACCAAGCUGCUGCGAUGAGGCGAGCGGAGGCCGCGGAGGCAGGAGGCGACGGCAGUGAGGAGGUGGGCAGCGAGAGCGGGGCGAGAGCAGAAGACGGAGAAAACCAGGUCGAGCAGGAGGCAGAGGCGGACGACAGCGGCACGGGAAACAGCUUCUCCAAAUACGCCACGCUCGGAGGAGAGAGUGAAGACACACCGGCCUUCAAGUGGAACUUUGUCACCAGCAAACUGGCUGAGCUGAAGACCAAAAGCAUGGCCAAGAGUAACUAGCCAACAGAGAGAGCAGGUUAUCGCAGU